Messenger RNA from Endocarpon pusillum Z07020, 2511 nucleotides. Its product is annotated as Elongation factor G. The transcript is spliced from 4 exons. The record is from RefSeq and is a predicted model, not a curated record. Bases 1 to 2511 code for a protein of 836 amino acids. Gene Ontology annotation, biological process: mitochondrial translational elongation. Gene Ontology annotation, cellular component: mitochondrion. Gene Ontology annotation, molecular function: GTPase activity; translation elongation factor activity; GTP binding. Lineage: Eukaryota; Fungi; Ascomycota; Eurotiomycetes; Verrucariales; Verrucariaceae.
AUGCCUGCCCGGCUAAUUCUCGGCAAGUCUGACGACCGGACGCGGAUCCUGGUCCAAAAAUUCUGGUGUCGAUUCGAGCCGAUUAUCAACAAGUCAGCUUGUCCAGUAACCCCAGCUAUGCGGACUUCAAAACUAUCUCGAAGCUCACUCCGAGUGCUCGAGAGCAUUGUCCGGCCCUCAAGGGAGGUCCCUUUGCGAUUUCGUGGCUGCCAACGAUGCUCCUCUAGCGCAGUUCUCCGACCUUCCUCCUCGGCACAAAAAUUGCCAUUGGACCGACGGUGGCAGCAACGAAGGGGUGCUGCGGCAGCCACCGCAAUAUUAGAAGAGGCGCAAGCAGAACCCGAGAGCCUAGCGCAAGAGACCAUUAUCGAGAACCUUGAUCCGCAAGAAGCUGCACGGUUAUCUAAAGUCCGGAAUAUUGGCAUCGCUGCGCACAUUGAUUCUGGGAAAACAACAGCAACGGAAAGAGUACUCUUCUACACUGGGCGAAUCAAUGCCAUACACGAAGUUCGUGGCCGAGACGCAGUCGGAGCUAAGAUGGACUCUAUGGAGCUAGAACGUGAAAAGGGCAUCACAAUUCAAUCCGCUGCGACCUUUUGCGAUUGGCUCAAGGUGGAGAAUGGGAAGGAAGAGAAAUACCACAUCAAUCUGAUCGAUACGCCUGGUCACAUCGACUUUAGCAUCGAAGUCGAACGAGCGUUACGGGUACUGGACGGAGCGGUCAUGAUUCUUUGUGCGGUUUCUGGCGUACAGUCUCAGACCACCACUGUCGACAGGCAAAUGAAGAGAUACAAUGUGCCUCGAAUCACCUUUGUCAACAAGAUGGAUCGGAUGGGGGCCAAUCCCUUCAAAGCCAUUGAUCAAAUCAACUACAAGCUCAAGAUCCACGCUGCCGCUGUACAAGUGCCAGUUGGUGUGGAGGAUGACUUCCAUGGAGUUGUUGACCUUCUCACCAUGACCACAUUAUAUGCAGAAGGAGCUCGGGGAGAGAAAAUUGUUCGCAAAUCCGAGAUCCCCGAAGAUGUCAGGGCGCUCGCUCAAGAACGACGGGCCAAGCUUAUUGAGACCCUUGCAGACGUCGAUGAGGAAAUGGCGAACAUGUUUUUGGACGAGGUCGAGCCUACCGAUGUACAGCUCAGGGCGGCUAUCAGACGGGCCACCAUCUCUCUCAAAUUUACACCCGUUUUCAUGGGCUCUGCAUUAGCCGACAAGUUUGUGCAACCCAUGCUGGAUGGUGUGUGUGACUACCUGCCCAAUCCUUCCGAAGUUGAGAAUACGGCAUUGGACCGAAGGCAAAAUGAAACACCGGUCAAGCUGAUUCCUUACAACUCUCUCCCAUUUGUUGGCCUGGCGUUCAAACUGGAAGAAAGCCCGUUUGGUCAACUCACCUACAUCCGGGUCUAUCAAGGCGAAUUACGCAAAGGCCUGUAUGUAUACAAUGCUCGCACAGAUAAGAAAGUCAAAAUCAAUCGCAUCGUCCGCAUGCACUCUAACGAAAUGGAGGAGGUCUCGUCUGUCAGCGCUGGCGAGAUCUGUGCCGUCUUUGGCGUUGACUGCGCCUCCGGCGACACCUUCACGGACGGCCAGCUCGGCUACUCCAUGACGAGCAUGUUUGUGCCUGAACCCGUUAUCUCCCUCUCCAUCAAGCCGAAACACAGCAAGGACUCGGCCAACUUCUCCAAAGCCAUCGCCCGCUUCCAACGCGAAGACCCUACCUUCCGCGUGCACUUCGACGUCGAGAGCGAACAAACCAUCAUCUCGGGGAUGGGCGAACUCCAUCUUGAAGUCUACGUUGAGCGUCUCCGGCGCGAAUACCGCGUUGAAUGCGAAACCGGUGCCCCACAGGUCGCGUACCGAGAAACCAUGACCGAAAAAGUGGAUUUUGACCACCUUUUCAGGAAACAGACCGGUGGGCCCGGCGAUUUCGCGCGCGUCAUGGGCUGGUUAGAACCAACGGGGAAUCUGGACGGGAACUCGUUUGAAGAACAAGUCGUUGGUGGCUCUAUCGGCGAGAAAUAUCUCUCGGCUUGCGACAAAGGGUUCCAUAUGGCCUGCGAACGGGGACCGCUUAUUGGUCAUCGAGUACUUGGUCUGCACAUGGUGAUCAAUGAUGGCGCGACGCACAUGACGGAUUCCAGCGACCAAGCCUUCAGAACCGCGACGCAGCAGGCCUUCCGGCAGGCGUUUGUUCGGGGGGGUCCCGCCGUGCUGGAGCCGCUCAUGAAGACGGUCGUGACGGCCCCGAUUGAAUUUCAGGGCAAUGUCGUUGGGUUACUGAAUAAGCGGAAUGCGGUCAUUCACGAUACGGAGGUGGGCGUGGAUGAAUUCACUGUUUUUGCCGAUUGCUCGUUGGGGGGCAUGUUUGGCUUUAGUGGGAAUCUACGCGCAGCCACUCAAGGCAAAGGCGAAUUCACCAUGGAGUUUAGCCAUUACGAACGUGCGCCCGGUCAGGUUCAGAAGGAGCUUGUGCAGAAAUAUCUCAAGGCGCAGGCGGAUCGGAGUAAGAAGUGA